AGUUCACUGAGUUCCCACGAUGUGUUUGCAUUGGCGUUGGCUGAUCUGGGCAUUGGUCUGGCUCCAAGUGGCACUGGCCACCAAGUGGUAUGGCGGUGGAAUGGACUUCAAUGAUCCUUCCGCCUGGCUAGAUGACCACUUGCCAUGUGCACAGGAUUUGGUCGUUUUUCCGGAGUACUACCCAGCCCUGUUGCCCUUGCCCGAGGACAUAUCCAUUGAUGGCUUGGUUUUCCCCAGAGAAGGGGCGAUCCUCUUGGCAGAGGAAUCCACCAUUACCUUUGGAUCUGAUAAGCAGCCCUCCUGUGAGAGCGAGGAGAAGAAGGCCUAUUUAAAGCCACCGAAGUCUAGUAAAUGGUUCGACCCUGGCACCUGGACGGACAAAUCUAAGAAAUUUUCCACAUUCACGCCAGAGCUGGAGAGGAUUCCCUGUGAUGACGAGCAGGUCAUAAUCAAGGGGCACGGACCUUUGUCCUUUGACCUAGAAAACGUGCAGUAUCUGAGGCUGGGACAACUUAUUUUGGCUGGCUCAUCCAUUUCAAAAACGUACUUGGAGCAACUUAUCAGCAGAGAUCUGGGCCAAUUUCUCUUUUACAAUGCCGAGUACGUCCAGGUGGAGUACUACAGAGGAGAGCUGUGUGGCUGCCACAAGGACUUCGAGCGACUGCUGGAACCCGUUUGCCACAAUGUCCAGGAGCAGUGCGAGACGCCCCACUGCUUGUCUCCAGUUCGACCCUUGGGAUCGUGCUGCCUAAUCUGCGGGGCCAUUCUGUCCACGCCCACGUCCCACUGCACCGAGGGCACUAGAAAGGAGUUUGUGGCCCAGAUAAGUAACCUCAUCAGCCAGGAGAGCCUGAAGGAUCAGAUCGGCCUGCACGUGGAUUUUGUGGGCUCCCAGCAGUUUGGAAACUUCCUGCAGGCGGUAAUAACUGAUCGCCAUAAAUAUAGUGAACGGAGCUUGGAGUUUCUACAGCAGAACGAACACAAUUGGAACAAGACAGGAACAACGUUAAAAGUUUCUGGUCGACCCUAUAAUCCGAAUGUUAGCUUCUCCUCGAUUGUUCUCAUCCUUUUUUGCAUGGCACUGGUGGGUCUGGUUUCCGUGGUCAUUUUGGCGCACUUUAUGCCUGAGAACCCCUACCUGAACCGCAUACCACAGUGGAUCCACGACCCCCGUCGAUGGAGGUGGCGUCACUUGGGACUAAGACUACGCCGGAAUCUGCUGUUUAACCGCUUCGACAAUGUUGGUGCAGGGGGUGGCUCCAGUGAAGGAGGAGCUUCUGGUGUGGAUCGUCUGGGAAUUAUGGCUUACGACCCGGAAAGUGGCGAGGUGAGGGAGCGAGCCUUUGACAAUCCCAUGUUCGAGCAGAGAGGAGCUUUGGAGGAGGCUGCCAAGGAGUCGCAGGAGCAGGAAGAAAUCCCCAAAAUGGAGACUGGUGAUCUGGACGCCACAAGUGUGGUGGAUGAACAGGAGCUUACGGAAAUCAAUUUGGAAGUCUGCGGCGUGGACACCGACGAGGAGACCAUUUAAUUAAGGUUCUCAAAAAUGGAGCAUCACGUAUAAUCUGACGUUUAAAGAUUGUGUGUUCUAUACAGAUCAAUAGAUUCGUUAUGAUUACAUUAUAAAUGUUCCUUAGGGCAGAUGGCCCUGUAAUUAA
Molecule: messenger RNA, 1655 nt
Organism: Drosophila sechellia
Lineage: Eukaryota; Metazoa; Arthropoda; Insecta; Diptera; Drosophilidae
Gene: Amnionless
Product: amnion associated transmembrane protein
Exons: 1
Coding region: 20-1528 (502 amino acids)
Biological process (GO): intracellular protein localization; receptor-mediated endocytosis
Cellular component (GO): apical plasma membrane; endocytic vesicle
Source: RefSeq, a predicted model, not a curated record